This is a messenger RNA of Sugiyamaella lignohabitans, 2337 nucleotides long. RefSeq names its product Ccm1p (gene CCM1). NCBI's taxonomy places the organism in Eukaryota, Fungi, Ascomycota, Dipodascomycetes, Dipodascales, Trichomonascaceae. The transcript has a single exon. The coding region runs from base 1 to 2337 and encodes 778 amino acids. The record is from RefSeq and is a predicted model, not a curated record. Gene Ontology annotation, molecular function: protein binding.
AUGAUGAUGAAUAGGAGUCGGCUGAAACGAGCCACUUCGCUGACUUGGGGCGGCUUGCGAGUAGUCGGAAGUCGCCCCAGUCAGGCGAGAUCAGUGUAUAUAGCAUCUGGAAGUCGGCAUAGAAAGAGGCAGUCUCAGUCUUCGCCACAGCUGGCGAGUGGAAAUGGUAUCGAUACACGGUUAAAAGGCAAGCUCGACAGCUUAGCAAAAGAAAGUAAAGAUUUCGAGAGCAGGAUAAAACAGAUCCAGGCUUAUACUGCUGUUUUACGAAGAUACAUUGCUGAAAAAGACGAGGCUCUAGUCAAAGAGCAGGCUGCCGAGAAGGAGAAGUUAGUAGUCGAUUCAAGAGCGUCAGAAAAAGAGCUGGAGUCUCUAGAAAAAGCCCUUGAGAUAGAUUCUGAGACGGACAUCAAUAGAGGAAUCAAGAAUAGUAAAGUUCAGACACCACAGCUGUCUGGAUCAGAGGAUCCAUUGCCAGUUAAGCUGAGUGGACUUGGUUUGUUUGCAAACCCCGCUUCGUCGGUUUCCCUACCAGCUUCGAUCCUUAGUCGUCUUGGAAAUAGUGUUGCAAGUAUCUCAUCUUCACAUUCUCAAGACCAGAACUGGUUAAAAGUUAUUCAUUCACUACAGACAUUCGGCGGACUACAAGGUCUGGCGGUAGGGGAUGUGGACAAACUGAUUCAAAACAUCCCUCUUGACCAACGAUCUUCUAAUCAAAUCAUGCCACUAAUACAUCAAAUGAUGGCAGAAGCCAACAUCAAACCAUCAAAACUGACUCUGGAUUUGACCAUGGCAGCUUAUGCCCACAAGGGAGAAACAGAUCAAGUAGAACUGUUCAUGAAACAAAUGCAGACUGAUGGAUUCACUCCUGAUGUGUAUACUUAUGGACAUCUAAUUAAAAGUUACGCCAAAAACAGAGACCUUAAAAAUGCAUCGCUGAAACUCCAUGAAAUGCAAUCACUAAACAUCACUCCAUCGCUUCAGAUUUACACAACUAUUCUUCAAACUUGCAUCCGUGUAAAUGACUUUGACGAGGCGUUCAGAGUGUUUGAUUUGCUCAAGUAUAUGUCACUUGAAACGCAACCAGACCUGAGAAUUUACAACUCACUUCUGCUUGCUGCUGCUAAACAGCACAACAUUGAAAAAGUUCUCGAUCUUCUUGCGGAAAUGACGACAAGACCACUAAACCCACUGGAGCCAAAUGCUGAGACGUAUAAUACAUUGAUCUUUGCAUGUGCCAGAGAUGAGAGAACCCAUAUCCAAGCUUGGAAGUAUCUUAUUGAGAUGAAAGAAAAGGGGUUUGACAUUGACCGCAAGUCAAUUAACGCCCUGCUGUACUUGUGUGGAGAAACUGGCGAGGUGUUGCUGGCAAGAGCCAUGUUUCGACAACUGUGCACCAACCCCAUGUCAUAUCCAGACUCGUUUGCAUUCAACUGUUUACUCAACUCCUACUCCAACUACAAACCAGGCAUAUUCUCUCCGGUCAUGGCCUCGGAACUAGGAACCAAGAUCCGGUCAAGUUUUUUUCUCAACGACCAUCUAGCAUCUUUCUCAGAUCCCGACGCAUCUGUAUCGAUGCCACCGUUUAUUCCUACCACAAUGCUCCACUCGCACGUUCAAGUGCUAGCAGAGUCAAAAGCGCUUUUUGACUUCUUCACUGACUUUAUGCCGUCUAUGAUCAAUGCCAAGGUGAUUCUCACGUACCUCAAAGUGCCAUUCAAGCUAGGCUAUUUCAAGGAGUUCCGCUCACGUUACAGAGAUCUAACCUUUUUCGAUAAACCAGAAGAAGCAGACAAUCGUGGAAUUCUAGUCGAAGAGCCCGAAGAGCCCGAAGAGUUAGAAAACUCUGAUAUUUCUACAUCUGAUGAGUCUGCCGUUGCUAUUGACCGCUCCUUCAGGGCUAUCCCCCGCAACUGGAACACCUACGACCUUGCUAUCAAAGCGGCUGUUGCUGCUGGUAACAUGAACUUUGCACAAAAAGUGUGGAUGGAAAGAGGACUGUAUCGCCGGACUCCGGCAUUCAAACAGUUGCCCGAGAAAGUACGCAAGAGCUCUGACUUUGCCUUUGCUCAGAGUAUGGUGGAACUACACACAAAGUGCGGUGACAUUGAUCAGGCUCUCAAACUGAUCCGCUCCACUAUCAAACUAUUCCACUGGAAGAAAUACCAGGUGGCUGAUCUCAUCAACAAGAUCGAAGAAAUGGAGGACGAGCAGUCCCGCAAAGAGCUGAUCCACCUCCUGGCCAGCUACCACCGCGCCGAGCAAACAUCCUCGCAAUACUACCACAUUUUAGACAAACACAACCCACGCCCACGAACCUCAGCCGAUCAACCUUGA